GGUAUCAUCGGCAUUGGUAUAUUAUAGCCGUCAGUACCGUAUUAUUAUCUCUGCCCAUCGCGCGCUUGUGUGUGUGUGUGUGUGUAAAGCGUUAUGAUAACGCGUUACAUUUUUUUUUUUCUAUUUACUCAAGUUUUUCAAAUAUUUCGUUUUGUGUCGUCCGAGAUUAUAAACGAUAAUAUAAUUAUUGUGUCGUACACGUCGGAUUAAUAAUAAUAAUAAUCGUUAAUUAUUAACGACGGCAAACUAUCGACGCCUAAUGUGUAAUAUUCAGCGAUUGCCGUCGACCAACCGAGUUGUCCGCGAGACGAUGGCAACAAGUUAGGCGAUGAACGGCGGCAACAACAUAUUAUUUUCUUGCAUUCCUCGAGGCGAAUAUCAGGCUUUUGAUAAACCACCGACCCGGCAUUGAAUCCACCACCGCCUCAUAAUAGUGCGGUACACGCACAAAUGGACGGACGCCACUACGAGGAGGAUGGCGACAAUAUCUCCAAUGCCAGUUCGUCCCUGGCGCCCGACGGUUCUGUAGUUUCUAAUGUUACCGACAAACACGGAUUCUUCGGAGGUGCUCAAUAUCUACCCGACUCAAAACGUUUGAUAUCGCCUAAAACUACUAUAGAAAGAGAAAAGAAAUGGGUUGAAAUGACAGCCAAUUGGGAAAAACAGCUUAAAAAAAAUUUUAAAAAAGUGCAGAACAGAUGUAGAAAGGGCAUUCCACAGUCGAUUAGACCCAGAGCAUGGUUGUAUUUAAGUGACGCUUACAAACUACUCGAGGAAAACAAAUUGUUAUAUUAUGAACUUUGUAAUCAGCCUGGAGAUCGGAAAUGGAUUGAAGAUAUCCGAAAAGAUCUACACAGGCAGUUUCCGUGUCAUGAAAUGUUUGUCAGUCAAGAUGGACCUGGUCAAAAAGAAUUAUUCAAUGUUCUCAAAGCGUACACAAUAUAUAGGCCCAAAAUUGGGUAUUGUCAAGCUCAAGCACCUAUUGCAGCAUUUCUUUUAAUGCAUAUGCCAGCUGAGCAAUCAUUUUGGUGUUUGGUAGCCGUGUGCGAUAAAUACCUCGUAAAUUACUACAGUCCGGGAAUGGAAAGUCUUAUUCUAGAUGGCAAUAUACUUUUUGCCUUAUUAAAAGAAAAAGAACCAAAUAUUUACAAACUUUUAAAAAAACAAAGCAUCGAUCCAAUUUUGUAUAUGACUGAAUGGUUUCUAUGUGCGUUUACAAGAUCGCUACCGUGGCCCACUUUGUUAAGAUUCUGGGACAUAUUUUUAUUUGAUGGUGUGAAAACAUUAUUCAAAAUGGGUCUGUUAUUAACUGGGAUAUCGUUGCAAGGGAAAUCGUACUCGGCUCUCAAGAAACGUUAUCCUACUAUGUGUGAAACCCUAGAAGCUCUUAGAAAUCCACCUUUACACUUGUUUGAAGAAAACAAAAUUAUAAAAAAGCUUAUACAAUUAGAAAUAUCUGAAGACAUGUUCUUAUACCACCAUGAACGACAAGUGUUGUUGAUGAAACGAAAGAUGGCCACAGAAGAAGUGAGAAAACCGCGAGAGUCGGAUAUUUUUUAAUUAAAACUAAAUAUUUAUUAACUAAAAGUUACCUAUAGGAAAACAGGUUAUUAAUUUACUAUUUUACAUUAAGACAUUUGCAUUAUUGUUGUCAGUCUUCCGUGCUGUUAUAAUUUGUUACUUUUUACUCAAAAAUAAUAGUUAUUGAGUAUACAGAAUAUUGUUUAUUAUUUUAUGUUACUAUGUAAAUUCGAACCUAUUGGUGCUUAAACUAAUAUAAAUUUAAAUAAGUAUAAUGUUAUAACAUCUAGUCCGAUGUCUUUGUUAAACUAUCAUCUAUACCCUUAAUAACUUUUCUCGAGUUUUGUCAUACCAAGUUGUUAAAGACUACAUUUAGUUAAGUGGUAGGUAAUAGUAUGUAUGUAUAAGUUAAUAAUUAAUAUUCAGUGACAGCCAACUGCCAACAAAAAUCCAUUGUAAGCAAUUCAAAUAUGUUGAGCAAUGGUUUACUUUAUCGAACGCAUUUCUAUACCCACUGGAAAGUAUUAUUCUUUAUUAUUAAAAUUAUAAUUUACUAGUAUUAUUAGAUGUUAAUUAUGAAGCAAUUAUUACUGUAACCGAGAUAAAAAUAAUCUAGAUGGCAGCUGUAGGCAUAUGAUAAGAUUUAGAUUGUUGGAACUUUUAUUAGGAGGACGCCGAAGAAAAUAACGGGUGUGUGACGUCCUCUUAAGACAACUGUAAUUUAUUAUAUAAAAUAUCUAAACAAGAAUAUUCCAUUAUACUCAUUUCAUAAUCAUAAUUAAUUUUUUUGACUGCAGAAAACCACAAAUAUAAUUAUGUUAUUAUUUUAAUUAAUGAUUAUAAUUGCUAUUAAUAUUAUUAAAUUUUGAAUAUUUUUAAGCACCAUAUAA
Molecule: messenger RNA, 2411 nt
Organism: Adelges cooleyi (spruce gall adelgid)
Lineage: Eukaryota; Metazoa; Arthropoda; Insecta; Hemiptera; Adelgidae
Gene: wkd
Product: TBC1 domain family member whacked
Exons: 9
Coding region: 451-1560 (369 amino acids)
Source: RefSeq, a predicted model, not a curated record